CUUAGAGAAGAAGUGAAUAGUGUGUUGAAAAUUAGGUAGCAGAAAGAACCAAAAUGGGGGAAGAGAAAGAAGAUCCACAGAAACUGAAGCGAUUAGCGGCGGAUUCUUACGAUUGCGACAACGACUCUCGAUGGCCCGAUUACUGGGCCAACGUUCUCAUCCCUCCGCGUAUGUCUUCUCGCUCCGACGUCGUUUCCCACUUCAAACGCAAAUUCUAUCAACGCUAUGUUAUAACUAACUAUCACACGUGCUAACGCUAUGUUCCUUCCAAACUAUCACACGUACGGUACAUCCAUGUCCCAUCUCCCCAAACUCAACCCUUUCAAACACCCCUUUCCCUCUAUCACCAAAUCCUUCUCGUUGAACCCGGUCCACUUCUCCCUCAAAAAACCCGGUUCACUCCCAUUCUCCUCAACAACCGGAAUUCUAUCCUUCUGCGCCGCCACUAAAAACCUCCGUUUAGGAAAAACAAUUCACGCUUCAAUCCUCAUCAAUGGAUUCAGCAAACCCGCUCUCAAUUCCCUCAUCAACAUGUACUCCAAAUGUAACCGAAUCGAAACCGCGAGGUAUUUGUUUGAGUCUUCUCAUAAUCAUUUACUGGAUGAUGUUUCUUGGAAUUCAAUUAUUAAUGGUUAUGUUAGGUUAAGUAGUAAGACUAGUUGUAGUGAGGCUUUUAAGCUUUUAGUUAGAAUGCAUCGAUUUGGAUUUGGUUUUAGCGAUUAUACUUUGAGUAGUGUGCUUACCGCUUGUUGUUAUGUUGAUGAUAGUUUUUUUGGGAAAUUGAUUCAUGGAUUUGGAAUUAAGCUUGCUUUGGAUUUGAAUGUUGUGGUUGGAACUGGUUUAGUUGAUAUGUAUGCCAAAACCGGAUGUUUAUCGGAUGCUGUUAGGGUUUUUGAGAGGUUUGAUUGGAAGAAUGAUUUUAUGUAUAAUGCUAUGAUUGCUGGGUUUUUGCAUGACAAGAGUGGUGUGUGUUAUGGAAAUGCACGGGAAGCGCUUGGUGUUUUUAGGGAGAUGAGGAGGGAGGGAUUGAAGUGUUCGAAGUUUACGUUCUCGAGUAUUGUGAAGGCGUGUGUUGGUGUUGGAGAUUUUGAGGUUGGGAGACAGAUUCAUGGUCAGGUUUUUAAGCAUGGUCUACAGGUUGAUGAGUUUGUUUGCAGUUCGUUGGUGGAGUUGUACUCGUUUUUUGGUUCAAUUGGAGAUGGAUUGAGGUGUUUUGAGAUGACGCGUAAAUUAGAUGUUGUCUUGUGGACGUCGGUGAUUGCAGGCUGUGUUCGGAAUGGACGGUUUGAAAAUGCUUUGUCUUUGUUCUAUCGAUUUUUGGCUAACGGGAGAAAAUUGGAUGAGUUCAUUGUAUCAUGUGUGAUUGGUGCUUGUGCCGAUAUGGCUGCCGCAAGGACUGGAGAGCAGAUCCAGGGUUAUGCAUUGAAAUUUGGUGUUGCAAAUUUUACCAUUGUUAAAAACUCACAGAUUUGCAUGUAUACUAAGGCUGGGGACAUAGAUUCCGCUCGGAUCACCUUUCAAGAGACAGAAAAUCCUGAUGUGGUGUCAUGGUCUGUGUUGAUUUGCAGCUAUGCACAACAUGGUUUAACUAACGAAGCUCUUAGACUUUUUGAGUCGAUGACUAUCUCUGGGAUUGAGCCGAACCAGGUCACAUUACUUGGAGUCCUAACUGCUUGUAGCCAUAGAGGUUUCGUUCACGAAGGAUUAAGGUACUACAAAACCAUGAAGAAAGAUUAUGGCAUUGCUGCUAAUGUAAAGCACGGUGCUUGCAUUGUUGACCUCUUAGGCCGUGCUGGAAGGCUAGAGGAAGCUCAGAGAUUUAUUAUGGAUUCCGGUUUUGAGGAUGACCCAGUAUUGUGGCGGGCCUUGCUCGGUGCUUGCAAGAUCCAUAAGGAUACUGACAUGGGAAAGUGUAUUGCUGACAGAGUAAUAGAGCUUGAACCUCAUGAAGCAGCGUCUUAUGUGCUUCUUUACAACAUCUAUAAUGAUGUGGGGGAAAAGAAACAUGCUUUAGAGGUUCGGAAGCUCAUGCAAGAUCGAGGAAUUAAAAAGGAACCUGGUAUAAGUUGGAUUGAGGUAGGAAAUACAGUUCAUACGUUUUUGGUGGAUGAUCGUUCUCAUCCAAUGAGUGAACUGAUUUAUUCAAGGUUGGGAGAAAUGUUGGUAAAGAUAAAGAAAAUUAGCUUCCACGAUGAGAAGCUUCCUUUGGGCAUCUCUGAAACAAAACAAAGUGGUGCCAUCAAAAUGAACCACCAUAGUGAAAAGUUAGCCGUAACUUUCGGAUUUAUAUCUUUACCAAAAUCAGCACCAGUGAGGGUGAUGAAGAACUUGAGGGUUUGCUCUGAUUGCCAUACAACAAUGAAACACAUCUCCAAUGUGGAGAAGAGAGAAAUAGUUCUUCGAGAUUCUAUUCGUUUCCAUCAUUUCAAAGACGGUUUAUGUUCUUGUAAAGAUUAUUGGUAACAAAAAAAUCAUUUCCGUUGAUAGCAUAUUUUUUACAAAAUAUUUGGCUAAUUAAUUGAAGGAACAUAUUACCAAGCUCCUAAGCCAUUAUUCUCAAAUCUCCUCUGCAAGACAAGAUUGAUUUCUAAUGAAGAAAGGUAUU
This is a messenger RNA of Vicia villosa (hairy vetch), 2605 nucleotides long. RefSeq names its product pentatricopeptide repeat-containing protein At3g13880-like. Lineage: Eukaryota; Viridiplantae; Streptophyta; Magnoliopsida; Fabales; Fabaceae. The record is from RefSeq and is a predicted model, not a curated record. Gene Ontology annotation, molecular function: zinc ion binding; RNA binding; protein binding. The transcript has a single exon. Gene Ontology annotation, biological process: RNA modification. Bases 259 to 2463 code for a protein of 734 amino acids.